GAACAACCUCAGCGAAAUCGAGAAGAAUAGUCUUUUCUGAUUACCAACUCCGACAAUCUCAUCACCUUACCGGUUGAGAUGAGCUCCGAAACGUCGGCGGCUGGAGACGGCGGCGAAACGAGCGCUGGGCCAGCACCGGCAUACGACAAACAGAAGGAGAAGGCGCGCGUGAGCAGACCGUCUCUGAUCCUGUGCCACGACGCGCACCAGAACGACGCAUCUGCAGUCUGGAAACUCCUGGAGAAAGAUCAGUCUCUGGUUCACGCCAGAGAUUACGACAGCCAAACGUCUCGGGUGGAUCGAUGUUGUUAAAUGUCUGAUCGAGUUUGGUGCUGAUGUCAACGCUCAGGACAGGUGGAAGAACACGCCUCUGGCUGAUGCAGAAGCUAAUAUGAGCUAGGAAGCAGAAAAUGAUCGAGCUACUCAAAUCUCAUGGCGUUUUAUCUUAUGGUCAAAACGGAAGUCACUUUGAACCAAAGCCUUUGCCACCACCAAUUCCAAAGAAGUGUGACUGGGAGAUUGACCCUGCUGAGCUGGAUUUCUCAAAUGCAGCCAUGAUUGGAAAGGGUUCAUUUGGUGAGAUUGUGAAAGCCUAUUGGAGAGGAACACCAGUGGCUGUCAAACGUAUUCUUUCUUCUCUUUCAGAUGAUAGACUGGUUAUGUAAGUUCUUAUUUCUCUCUUUUGAGAUUAGCUGAUACCUUGGUCCUUGGUAGAAGUCUGUCCUAAGAUUCUUGUGUAUUCAUACUUGGUGUACUUUAAAUGUAUAGAUUGAUUUCUAUUGUGAUACUUUAAUUUACAAGAUUUUUGUCGGUUUACUUCUUUUUUUUUAUCAGAGUCGGUUACUUCAA
Brassica napus (rape) is the source of this 849-nucleotide messenger RNA. Its product is annotated as dual specificity protein kinase shkB-like. The coding region runs from base 411 to 665 and encodes 84 amino acids. NCBI's taxonomy places the organism in Eukaryota, Viridiplantae, Streptophyta, Magnoliopsida, Brassicales, Brassicaceae. Gene Ontology annotation, molecular function: ATP binding. The record is from RefSeq and is a predicted model, not a curated record. The transcript is spliced from 4 exons.